This is a messenger RNA of Procambarus clarkii (red swamp crayfish), 1787 nucleotides long. Its product is annotated as transcription factor 21. Gene Ontology annotation, cellular component: nucleus. The record is from RefSeq and is a predicted model, not a curated record. Gene Ontology annotation, molecular function: DNA-binding transcription factor activity, RNA polymerase II-specific; E-box binding; protein dimerization activity. Gene Ontology annotation, biological process: axon development; positive regulation of transcription by RNA polymerase II; sensory organ development. NCBI's taxonomy places the organism in Eukaryota, Metazoa, Arthropoda, Malacostraca, Decapoda, Cambaridae.
GUACGGACAAGACGGGGUGUUGCUUCUCUCUCUCUCACUCUCCCUCUCCCUCUCCUACCUCUCUCACUCCCUCCCUCGGUCUCUCCCCAUUAGAUAGUUUGAUGAGCGCGAGUGACCGACAAGACCACAACGCGAAUCUAUGACAUUUCCAUACCGCGAGUGUGUGAGUGUGUGAAAAAUACGCGAUACAGAACUCCCUUGACUGAACUUCAAGUGUAAACAGAAGUGUAAUACCUGCGUUGAAAACAUGAUAACACACAUUAAAAUGGCGAAGAUGGAAAGUCCCUUGAGUGCAGUGGCCGAGUUACAGAGUGUGAAGGAACUAGUGGACAGCAAUAAUAACGGCGAAGCUGAGGUCGCCGACUCCACCCCGCGGUGCGACGCUGUAAACAUUACAGGUGGUGGAAACUCGUCCGGAGGGAAGUACCAGCUGCGGCCUCGUUCCCUGCAGGCCCGGCGUCGCUCUGACAGCGAGUGGAGUCUCCAGGACUCGUUGAGACACAAGCCGCGGCCUCCGCCGCUCUCCAGGUACCGCAGGAAGACGGCCAAUGCCCGGGAGAGGUACCGCAUGCGGCAGAUCAACACGGCCUUUGAGAGCUUGCGGGGCGUCCUGCCAUCCUGGGUGUGUAGUCGCCGCCCCGCCUCGGAUAUGACCAAGAUUACCACCCUGAGACUUGCCUCGGCUUAUAUCCGAUCCCUCCAGGAUAUACUGGAUGGUAACGCCCACCAGGACACCUGCUCCUGGGUGCUUUCCAGCAUCCUGGAAGAGGCCUCGACCAGCCCUAAGCAGCCGCAGGUUAACCAGUACCCCACAAUCUCCAACAAAAUGCAGCAGCCCCCUGCUUACGUCACUCAAGAAUCCGACUUUGUCACACUUCUCUGUAACCCUGCAGAUCCAGGCGUUUUCCAGGACAAUCUUGAGACGUUCUCGUACCUGUCACCCAUGUCGGAGACGGAAGCCAUGGCUCUCCUGCUGGGGAAUGACCCUCCUCGCACCUGGGGUGACAGCCAGCACCCGCCCCUUGUGUCGUAGGGCACUCGAGGUUCUCAGUUUAAUCUGAGACAUGUCUUGUAUUCCUGAAGGAGGAGCUCUUUACUGAUCUUUAUGACUUCCGUUAUCACAGGCUUCGUGCUCAUUCUUGUACGUUUAUACCAGCAAGUGAUAGUCUAUCCAUGUUAAUUUUUUCCUCGUUUUUGAUAACUUUAUUGGUUCACAAAGGAAUGUUGUUGCCAGGUUGAGUGAAAAAUUGGCUCUAUACAUCACGAUGAUAACGAGGGAAGUGAAUGCUGUUUUCCUGUGAGACUUACUAACGUGAAGCUUUGGCUGAACGUCAAAGUUAAAAGUUUACGUACCAGCACGAGACAGUUUACUGAGUUUACCUGGAAAACAUGAUGAUGGGUUUUGGUUGGUGCUUUAAAUGUAAGGUUUCUUAUAUAUAAAAAUCUUUUUGCUAGACUUUGUGGUCCUGAGAGUUAUAUAUUAACAAGGUUUACGACAUUUCAUAAAGAUAAUUUUUUCUUUCGGUUACCAGAUAACGACCAACUUAAUAACCUGGUAUCAUUGCAACGACUGGCUCGUUGCUGACGACCUUAUUGUGACGACCUGUGUUAAACGACCACAAAAAGUCCACCAACGUAUUUAAGCUACAUACUCCCUUAACACUUCAAGUUGUGCUCGUAGAAAGCAGAUUAAUUUAAAGCAUUAGCACAACAAAGUUCCCCAACAGCUUAUUGUAAUUCUUACCUUCUAUCUAUAAAGAUCAAGAAAGUAGAAACUGACAUAUUCA